AUGGCGAUGGAAUACAUCAAUUACAUCAAGGCAAAGGCGCGUAUAGCCACAUCACGUAAGGCCGAGACUCCAGUCCUUUCCGAUGAAGACGAGCAAUUCCUCGAUCGCAUCACGUCUCAAGAGAAUCCUCCUCCGCUCCCAGCGCGGACAUACCUAGAUGCGCACGGCAUUGACGCACAGACGGCGCUUAUGGAUGGGGCCCAGAAUAUCCCAUUGCCUCAGACGCCAGAUGGGAUCACGCAAGUGUCGGAACUGGUCCCAGAAGAUGACAACACAGAGACAAAUGCCGCCCAAUCUAAAUCAAAUGCCACCUGGAGUUGGCUCAGACGCGACAGCCGAGACGGCAAGCAGCAAGGGCGUGAGGAGACUGCUGUAGGACUGGAUGACAUUGCCCAGAACCUCAAGAACGCCGAAAUAGAGGACGGCGACGAUGUCAAGGAGCUCAAGCGAGAAGAAGAAGACAUGACCAUUGUGCUCGAACGUCUAAACUUGGCGGCCGUCAACAACAGGGUCUUUUCGAUCAGCGCGGAAACCCAAGAGCUCCUACAACAGUUCAACCAGGUUUUCAAGGACUUGGUCCGAGGCGUGCCCACAGCCUAUGAUGACCUCGAGUCUCUCUUGACCAACGGGGAUAGACAAUUACAGAAGACAUUCAACUCGCUGCCGGGCUUCCUGCAAAAGCUCAUCGAGAAGUUGCCCGAAACCAUGACCAAGGGAUUCGCCCCAGAGAUUAUAGCUGCUGCGGCAGAGAGGGCACAGAAGAGCGGCAUGAACAUGGAGACGGCAGGCAAGGCCGCGGCAGCAGCCACAAAGAUGGGAAUCAAGUCGCCUUCCUUGAAGGAGUUGGCAGGAAAACCUGCGGCCAUCACCGGGCUGCUAAGAUCCAUCAUCAACUACUUGCGAGCGCGGUUCCCAGCCUUUAUGGGAGCAAAUGUGUUAUGGUCGCUCGCUCUUUUCGUGUUACUGUUCGUUUUCUGGUACUGUCACAAACGCGGCAAGGAAGUCAGGCUGGACAGAGAACGACAGCUCACAGAAGAGGAGGUUAGCCAGCUUGAUGCGGACUUCAAGGCUCACCAUGUUGAUGAGGUUCCAACCACCACUGCGGAAGAGGGAGCAUCGAUGGAAGAGGUGAAGGCGGGCAUCGAAGAGGCUCAGGUUAUCAAGGACGCUGCAGCGGAGAAGCCAGUGGAGCCGGCUAUUGUCCCUCCAACGAGCGUGCCUUGA
Messenger RNA from Capronia coronata CBS 617.96, 1224 nucleotides. RefSeq lists its product as uncharacterized. The coding region runs from base 1 to 1224 and encodes 407 amino acids. Lineage: Eukaryota; Fungi; Ascomycota; Eurotiomycetes; Chaetothyriales; Herpotrichiellaceae. The transcript is spliced from 2 exons. The record is from RefSeq and is a predicted model, not a curated record.